AUGAACGAACUCAACCACAGGCUCGGAGCUGUCUCCAGUCCGUAUGGGAUUUAUUCUUAUAUAACUUCACAAACUUAUGAUGGCUAUGAGCUACUGGGAGAGUACGACGAUAUCAUCCGCUCAGGCGCUGUUUUCGUCGCGUCCGUAAUGCCUGUCCUUGAGGCUGGAUUCACAGCUAUCAUCCCCACUGUUGCAUCCCAGAUUGCGUCCGUGAUGCGAAAAUUUCCCGAUGAAGGUGUUGUUGUUUGGUUACGGUAUGGAUUUGAGAUGAAUUGGUACCGUCCCGAGGCCGCUGAACCUCGAUACCAUGGCACUCCCAGCGAGUUUGUUUCGUCUUUCCGAAAUGUCGCUGAGGCUGUCGCAAACAAUCCUAUGGUAUCCAUGUUCUGGUCACCCAAUAAUCUAGGGGGUGACUCAGCCGAGACCCUAGAUGAAUGGUACCCGGGCGAUGAUAUUGUUGACAUUGUCGGCACUGACUUCUACCCGCUGGCACGGAACCAAGCCUUUAGACGGUGCUACAAGGAGUUUUAUGAUCGUUUCUUGACAGGCAAGGACAAACCAUUCGCUAUAGGCGAGACUGGUGCCUCUGGGGAUCUGAAGGAACAUUGGCUAAGAGAACUCGUGACCCAACGCAAAGAAGAGUACCCAAAUUAUGUAUCCAUGGCGUGGUUUGAAUACAACAAAGAAGUUGAUUUUCGCCUUGUCAUGGGCAACAGAUCGACAUUAGAGGAUAGGAGAAGGAUAUUGGUGUUGGAGUGA
Molecule: messenger RNA, 759 nt
Organism: Penicillium daleae
Lineage: Eukaryota; Fungi; Ascomycota; Eurotiomycetes; Eurotiales; Aspergillaceae
Exons: 2
Coding region: 1-759 (252 amino acids)
Biological process (GO): substituted mannan metabolic process
Molecular function (GO): mannan endo-1,4-beta-mannosidase activity
Source: RefSeq, a predicted model, not a curated record